AGACUUGAAGUUUUACCGUAUUCCGAGGGAUCCAAAGAGGAGAGCGAAAUGGACGGCUGCAAUUCGACGUGAAAACUGGACACCAAAAAAUCACCACAGACUAUGUAGUAGUCAUUUUAUAUCCGGUGCAGUGACAGGGUGGCGCUACAACAUGCACAACUUGAUGGUACAAGCUCUUGCCAUGAGGCAGUUAGGAAGGCUAAACCCACGUCAUCUACUGGCGGCCGGUUAUGGACCCUCACAGACUGAAUGGUGUCCUAGAACCAUUCAUACACGCCAGCUGUGGGGCUGCUCAACUUAUUCCAAACUGGGCUGCCACAGCAGAGAUGCCGUCAGGAGGUGGUCUGUCCAUCAGCUGAGGUUCAAAAGCAACAAGAAGAAAGACACUGCUAAAGCAAUGCAUGAAGAAGAGGAAGAAAAAGACCCUGAAAGCAGUGAUUCUGAGGAUGAGGCGGAUGAGGACGAAAACAUACCAAAAGACUAUAAAGACAUUGAGAAAUAUGUACAGUCCUUCCGUUAUGAUGUCGUUUUAAGAGCCGGCUUGGAUAUUGCACGCAACAAAAUUGAAGAUAGCUUCUACAGUAACAAGCUGAGACUAAAUGGACAAAAACUGAUCAAGAAGAGUAAAACGGUGAGAGUUGGAGACACAUUGGACCUGGUGAUGUCAGAGAACCAAGAUACCAACACUGUUACUUUAAUGAGAGUUGUCCUUAAAAAGGUUUUGGGUGAAUCCAGUAAUUCAGAAAAGUACAAAGUUUCUAUAAGGCGAUGGAAGUUCAUAGCACUACCCAAGGAUGAGGCCUUUAAGUCUUGAAGUGUAAUACGAACAUUGUAAUUGUCAAAGUAUUGGCUUUUUUGAGCUUGAAGUACUUGAAGGUUUGCUGUACAAAUACUAACCUCUGGGAUAAGUCUACAAAAGUGGUGUGGAGGCAACUGGGAAGAUGGACUGUUUUCUAAACAUGAAAAUCAACAUUUGCAUUUGCCUGCCAUCCAAUAAAUAUGCACUAAAAUUGACUUUUGAUGACUCAACAAAUUGAACAACGCCAUACUAAUUCCUAACAGUUCUAGAUAACAUUUGAUUUGUAAUAUUAAAUGGUCAUUAUUCACCUUUCAAUAACAUAAAACAGGAUUGGUUGUCAUGCUUGCUAUAACUCGACCACCAGAGGGUAGUGUUGUGCAAUAUCAUUAUUGUAAUAAAUCACAAUUGCGUCAAUUAAUCUACAUUGUCUUUAUUGUAGCGUGAAAAAUUAAGAGUAAAAACACGGGUUGAGGUUGGUUGUCACAUUAAAAGAUUUCAAAUUAUUUUUAUUGUCCCUGUA
Molecule: messenger RNA, 1319 nt
Organism: Corythoichthys intestinalis (scribbled pipefish)
Lineage: Eukaryota; Metazoa; Chordata; Actinopteri; Syngnathiformes; Syngnathidae
Gene: mtres1
Product: mitochondrial transcription rescue factor 1
Exons: 4
Coding region: 152-814 (220 amino acids)
Biological process (GO): regulation of mitochondrial transcription
Cellular component (GO): mitochondrion
Molecular function (GO): RNA binding
Source: RefSeq, a predicted model, not a curated record